CCUAAUUGCUCAAGCUUUAGUGGACAAGUAUAAUGAGGAUCACAAUCUUUUGAAGGAUGAUGCCUACAAACUCAAAGAUGUUUUGAACUGCCCAUCAAUUUGUGAGAAACGGAGUUUGUACUAUCAUCUCAACUUCACUGCAAGUAAAGGGGCUAGUCCAAAAAAUUGUAGCAUGGACAAUCUUAUCUUUGCGGAGGUCAUAUGUAUGCCACAAGGACAACAUGUAGAACUGCUGAUCACCUGUUUCUGCACAGUUAAUCCUAAUGACAAUGGUCAGCACUGCUAUGGUUGCACCAAUCGCGGACAUGCUGAUAUGAAGCACCCUGACAGUUCUGUUGAAUACAUUGCUGGCCACUUGGAUGUGGGCUUGCCAUGUGACGGCUUCGCAAAGUGGAGUGACUCUGACAGUGAUGAUGUUAAAUAUGUGAAAGCUAGGGAAGCUGUGUUAAGGCGCCAGUACAAGGGCCUUGAUCAGGAACGUGUUAUUAAGAGACUAAUGACGCUCCCUCCUGGUGUAACUAUUGUUGAUGGCUAAGAAGAGUGCUGGAGUGAAACAUCGGACACUUUCUUGUGACUGAAUAUAUAUUUCGCCAACGGCAGACCUUUUAGUACUAUGCUAUCUUUCUGGAAAUCCGCUUUGUUUGUUCGUGAUGCUAAGAAAAAAGCAUAUUGGAGUGGGUUGACGUUAAGACGUUAAGCUAUUUGUAGCAUGCUACUCUUAAAUAAUAAGUGUCUUCUGUUUUCCGUUGUGGAUA
This is a messenger RNA of Panicum virgatum (switchgrass), 755 nucleotides long. RefSeq lists its product as uncharacterized. NCBI's taxonomy places the organism in Eukaryota, Viridiplantae, Streptophyta, Magnoliopsida, Poales, Poaceae. The record is from RefSeq and is a predicted model, not a curated record. The transcript is spliced from 5 exons. The coding region runs from base 173 to 535 and encodes 120 amino acids.